Cuscuta campestris is the source of this 1089-nucleotide messenger RNA. Lineage: Eukaryota; Viridiplantae; Streptophyta; Magnoliopsida; Solanales; Convolvulaceae. The record is from the annotation of a GenBank genome assembly.
UGGCUCUAGAAAGCUAUGGAAAAUGAUGUUGUUUGAAUGCAAUGAUAACAUGAAUAAUGUGAAGUAAAUUGAUGAGAAAAGCAGACCCAAACACCCCUUUUUAUAGUGCCAAAAUGGGCUCCAACGGACCAAUGCAUUAAAGGGGUGAUUGGCUUGAUUUAUGGGAUUGAAUAAAUUUGGGAUCUGCAGGAUAUUGCCUUCCCAUCGAUGUUUGGAACUUACCCAUCGCUGAUUGGCCCAAGCGGGAGCGAGGGCAGGGGCACGGGAAGGGGCACGAAUUGGUCUGGCGUCGUCCCGGUCUCCGGACAUCUUCCGGAAGGUGCUGUCUUGAAUGAUCCAAGUCUUCGUUAUCUUCGUAUCCGGGCCGGCGAUGGAGAUGUCGGCGGAGAUGAUGAGGUCCAUGACGAGGAAGGCGUAUGGCAAGCUCCGCUCGGUGGUGAUGGAGGCGCAAUCCGCCAUGUGAAUCAUGACGUAUUUUUCCCAGUUGAUCGAGGCGCGAUGGAUGAUAGCAUGAACCGCCUUGAGAUCCUCGUUGGAGAGAGAGGUGUGGCUACUGUCUCGGGGGCGAAGAAUCCGGAUGACCACCGCCUCGUUGUUGAGAAUCCAAUCAUCGCCACCAUAUGUCGCGAUGUCGUCACCGCGGGUGGGCAGCCCUGCAACCCGAGCAAAAGUAGCCAAGUCAAACUCUAUGUCAUAGAGAUUGAUGCUACUGCGAAUGGUAUCCCCGUCCCGGUGGAGAUUGGAGUAGAAGGCCUGGACAUAGGCGGGAUUGAAGGAGGUGCGGCUCUUGGAGACGAAGGGCCACAAACCCGACUCCUUGAGUUGAUCGUCGAGGUCGUGGUACCCUUUUUGCUGGGGAAACAACUCGGGCAGCACCCUUGGCGGAGAGAUACGGCGUUUGGCGAAGUGGGUGAUGAAGCGAGUGAGUUCUUCCUCCAAGCCAAACUCGAGAAAGGAUCCGUCCAGGUACGGAAAGGGUUGAGGCGCAGAGGUUGUGGCCUCGGUAGUGACCUUCUUCUUGGAAACUUUGCUCUUGGACUUUCCUCCGGCCAUGAUUGAAGCGUUUCUUAAGAAAGAUUGAUGAUAUAA